AUGACUGAUACAACAUUUAUUCCAUUACCACAAGGUGCUGGUUAUGCAAUUAUUGUCGGUUUAGGUGCCGUAUUUGCUUUUGGUAUGAUUCUAACGACGUACUUGUUGAAAAGAUACAACAAAGAAAUCAUCACUGCUGAAGAGUUUGCUACCGCCGGAAGGUCAGUCAAAUCAGGUUUGAUCAGUGCUGCUGUUGUUUCAUCUUGGACUUGGGCUGCCACAUUGUUAACAUCAACUACACAAGCUUACAAAAAUGGUAUAUUCGGAUCGUGCAGUUAUGCAUUUGGUGCAACUGUGCAAAUUACCUUGUUUGCUUCAUUGGCAAUUAAAGCAAAAGAGAGAGCACCCCUGGCUAGAACUUACUUGGAGAUUGUUCGUGCAAGAUACGGCACUGUUACUCACAUUGUGUACAUCUUUUGGGGUCUAGCCACAAACAUCUUGGUCACUGCCAUGUUGUUGAGUGGUGGAUCGGCCACUGUACGUGACUUGACUGGUAUGCAUCCAGUGGCCGCUUGUUUAUUGAUUGGACUUUCGCCAACUGUGUACUCGGUUUUCGGUGGAUUGAAAGCUACAAUAUUAACGGAUUAUGCUCACACUGUGAUUAUGGUUGUAAUCAUCAUCAUAUUUGCAUUUAGCACUUGGGCAACCAACCACAAAUUGGGAUCACCUGGAGUUGUUUGGGAUUUGGUUACAAAGUUGGCUGAUACAAAGCCAGUAGAAGGUAAUCACGAUGGGUCUUUCUUGACUUUUAAUUCCAAAUCUGGAGGUAUUUUCUUUGUCAUCAAUAUUGUUGGAAAUUUCGGUACUGUGUUUUUGGAUAACGGUUAUUUCAACAAGGCUUUUGCUGCUAAUCCAGUAUCCGCUUAUAAGGGGUAUAUUUUGGGCUCUUUGGCUUGGCUUCCGAUUCCAGCAUUUUGUUCAUUGACAUUGGGAUUUGCCGCAUUAGCUUUGGAACAUACUGAUUAUUGGCCACUUGGUAGACCAAUGACAAGUGAUGAGGUUGCUGCUGGCUUAGUAUUACCAAACGCUGCAUCGGCUUUAUUAGGCAAAGGUGGGGCUGUGUUGGCUUUAAUCAUGAUUUAUAUGGCGGUCACAAGUGCAAUGUCAUCCGAAUUGAUUGCAGUAUCAACCAUUUCCACUUAUGACAUCUACAGAACCUACAUCAACCCUAAUGCCAGUGGUAAAAAAUUAAUCUUCAUUUCACAUAUAUCAUGUGCUGUUUUCGCUUAUGCAAUGGCUGGAUUCGCAAUUGGUCUUUAUUAUGCCAACGUUUCAAUGGGGUUCUUGUACGAGUUGAUGGGUAUUAUUAUUGGUGGCGCUGUGUUAAGUUCAGCAAUGACCAUCUUGUCUGCCAAGCAAAACUGGCACGCAGCUACGUUUACCCCACCAAUUGCCACAGCAUUGGCUAUUAUGGCCUGGUUGGUUGUUUGCAAAACCAAGUUUGGUUCUAUUACAUAUGAUAAUUUAUUCGAGGAUGACUCAAUGUUGACUGGUAAUGUCGUUGCUUUGUUGUUUCCUUUGAUUACGGUACCAUUGUUCACCCUCAUUUUCAAACCACAGAAUUUCAAUUGGAAGUUGUUGGAAACAAGAAUCACUCGUGUGGAUGAAGAGGAAGAGUUGAUGGAAGCAACCAAAUCUGACAAUUUCAAUGAUGAUGAAAAAUUGUCUCCAAUCAAAUCACAAAUUUCGGUAAUUGCCAGCCAGUUGGUGGAAGAAGAGAGGGAGCACUACACCGAAGAUCAACACACUUUGCAUCGUGCAUUCAAAAGAUGUGUUUUUGUUUGUUUAUUCUUGACUGUUAGUUUACUUGUCAUAUGGCCAAUGCCAUUAUAUGGAAGUAAAUACAUCUUUUCCAAAAAAUUCUUUACCGGUUGGGUGGUGGUGUUUUUCAUUUGGAUAUGGUAUACUGUUUUCCAAGUCAUUGUGUACCCCGUUUGGGAAGGAAGACAUAGUCUUUUCCAUACUGGAAAAGGUAUUUAUUGGGACUUAACUGGUCAAACUUAUAAAUUGAGAGAGUGGCAAAACUCUCAUCCAGAAGAAUUACACGCGGUUCAGUCACAAGUCAUUGCUCAAUUAUCGAAUCCACAAAUUGUGGAUGGUAAAGCUGUUGAGAUGAAUUAUGGUAACAUAGAUGAUGAGUUGUCAGAUGAGAAAAAAUAG
Messenger RNA from Lodderomyces parapsilosis, 2160 nucleotides. RefSeq names its product Dur3p (gene DUR3). The record is from RefSeq and is a predicted model, not a curated record. Gene Ontology annotation, biological process: putrescine transport; urea transmembrane transport; spermidine transport. Gene Ontology annotation, cellular component: plasma membrane. Gene Ontology annotation, molecular function: spermidine transmembrane transporter activity; urea transmembrane transporter activity; putrescine transmembrane transporter activity. The transcript has a single exon. NCBI's taxonomy places the organism in Eukaryota, Fungi, Ascomycota, Pichiomycetes, Serinales, Debaryomycetaceae. The coding region runs from base 1 to 2160 and encodes 719 amino acids.